Messenger RNA from Ostrea edulis (European flat oyster), 4173 nucleotides. RefSeq lists its product as uncharacterized. NCBI's taxonomy places the organism in Eukaryota, Metazoa, Mollusca, Bivalvia, Ostreida, Ostreidae. Gene Ontology annotation, molecular function: RNA polymerase II cis-regulatory region sequence-specific DNA binding; DNA-binding transcription factor activity, RNA polymerase II-specific. The record is from RefSeq and is a predicted model, not a curated record. The transcript is spliced from 2 exons. Gene Ontology annotation, biological process: regulation of DNA-templated transcription. The coding region runs from base 197 to 3526 and encodes 1109 amino acids.
UGAUUUUACUGACAUACGUCAAUUUCCUGUCACAAAUCUGCCAACCAUUACUUUCCCUUCCGACUGGGUUCGGUAAUGUAUACCGAGUCUGCGUUUUCCAAGUCUUAGUGAAGGCAUAUUCUUGGUGUGCAAUAAACCCCAAAACCUGAUCAAAACAAACCAAAAGACUGAUCCAAACAAACCAAAAGCCAAGUACAUGAUGGAGGAAGAAGAGGACUACCCCAAAACAAUAUUUUUAGAUGAUGCAGUGAAGAACAGCAAAAUUAAAAUACAAUGGGCAGAUGAUUCCUUUAGAAUUGGAUCAAGGUUUGAAAUAAAAUCUUGCACCAAAUCAUCAGAUUCUGUUCCAUUGCUGAAGAAAGAAAAUUUGUCAGAUGAGAUGGAGACUAAACCUAAUACAAAAGAAGACAACACUCUCCAUAAUGAACAGAAUUCAUUUCUAGAAGAUGAAAAUUCAGUAAACAAAUGUGAAACAGCUACUAAAGAAAAGUAUAGGGACCCCUGUGAUAACAUGUUUGGGGUCCUACCUAAUCAAAAUUCAGAAUCAGAAAGAACAGAUCCAGAAUACCGUAAUGAAAGUGGGGAAGUGAAGUCAUCCACUCAAAAUAGAGAGAAGGGGGAUGGGUUUGAUGGAGAAAUAAGCAAAAAGUCUGAAGACAAUGUGUAUAAUGUACCACAAAAAGAGGAAUCAUCUGCAAAUGGAAAAAAUUCAAAUGAAGCUUGCCUGUCAUCUUCAAUGACUGAGGACAUUUUUUCACCACAAAACAAGCCUAUGAAAAUAAUGGAUGGAUUAGACAAAGCAAAGUCUUGGGUGUCCAUUCUGAAAAAACCAAAUGGUGUCAGUAUGCCAUCAAGCACAUCAACAUUUGUGUCAACUGAUUCAUUCAAUCCAUCAUCCAAUGUAAAUGAAAAAGAUGAAAUAUUUUCAGCAGUACAUAAAAAUCUAAAGUCACUUUUAACAUUAAGUAACAAGAAUCAAAAUUCAGAGCAUUCCUAUGUCUCUGUGCAAAAGAGCCAUAUAGAAGACUGUUUUGAAAGGCAACUGAAUGAGUUCUCAGUGAAGCAAUUUUUAUCUAGGCCACUUUCCUCAACUUCAACAGAGAAAAAACUAACAGAGGAGAAGACGGUAUAUUCUGUGUCAUUGUUAAAUCAAACAUCCCUUCCCAAAAGCAUAAACAGAUCUAAUGCUCAUUUACACGAAAGUUGGAAAUCAGGGAAUGAUUCUGCAACAAAACACAGUAAUUCAAAGACUCUAAUUUCUUUGUUAAAUGGUAGAACAUUCCCAAUGAAUAUUUCUUAUGAAAAAGCAAACAAAGAAGGUUAUUGUAAAGAGUCUCGUAUGUGUACGCUCUCCCAACCUAGUGUAGAUAGUGUCAUGAAAAGGAAAAAUGAGUCAUUUGGCACUUCAUUGGAUGAAGUAGCCGGCAGAGAUUGCGGUGUCUAUAAAGCAAUUAAAAAAAGAAAAAAGGACGGGAAAAAAAUUCCAGAAACUGAUGAUAAUACUGAAUCUUACAAGAGCUCAUAUCUAAAUGCGUUUGAUGAUUUCAAAGUUGAAAUUUGCCAUCUAGGUGCAGAAAAUAGUUGGGAUACUGUUAUAAAAAAUGAAGACAACACAUCUGACUUUGGAAAUAGUGAGGAAUCUGACUUCCAGAAAUGUGAAAGCAGGGAAAUACAAAAGGAUUUUCCAGUCAAGCAGGAAGUUUUUGAUCCAGAAUAUGGUGAUGUACCAUUACUUUGUACUAAUAAUGCCAAAAAUGCAAUGCUCAAAUCUUCCCAGGCUUCCUCCAUUAAAGAGGAGGUGUGUGAUCCACAAUAUUGCAAUGAACACUCUAGCAAUAAAGGUUGUGAUAUUGACUAUUUAAAGGAUAAAAGUUCCCCCUCAAUUAAACAAGAAAUGUUUGACCCAGAAUAUGAUGAUGUUCCUCCCGUUCUCUCACCAAAAAAGGAAGAGGAUGAUACAGAAUUUGAUGAGUGGAAUGAAGAUUGUGAGGAUUCUCCACCAGUUUUACAAAAAGAAAACGAUCCAUCAAAAGAAGAUUCCGUGUGUCCACAGAAAUCACUCAAAAGAUUCCCAUGGAAGAGUAAACGAAAUGUUCGUCACGAAAAACAGAAUAAGGUGAUAAGAGUCAACUUUACAUGUCCUACCUGUGAAGCUACGUUUCAGAAGGCAGAGGACUUUGAAGUUCACAAGGCAUUACACUCUGGAAAGCAGAUAAUAUCUGACAAACAGUUUAGGGAAAAGUUUGUCAUAAAACCUGCAAAUCUGAAAUGGGGCAAUAACAGGAGAAAAUUCAAAUGUGAGUUCUGUGGGAAGGCCUUCAAUCGUCCUUCCAAUUUGAAAGAGCAUAUUCGAAUGCACACAGGCAUAUAUCCUCAUAGAUGUCAGAUUUGUGGAAGAGGAUUUCACACUAGACCAAGAUUCCUGACUCACAUGCUGCGCCAUGGGGAAGAGGAAGAAAAGCUGAAUGUCUUGGACCCAGUAAAUAAAGCACAGGAGAAUCCAACGGGUGAAAAGGCAGAUCUACAAGAAUCGCCAGACAUCAAUACAGCAACAAUAAGUGGUUCCUUGAAUAUUGAAUUAGAGAAUGAAGGCAUGGAUAUUUCAUUGCAGCAUACAGCAACAAAAGAAUCUUCUGAACCCAAACAAGAAUUUUCCAAUUCAUCCCCAUCCAGGAUAUAUGUCUGCAACAUUUGCGGUAAAUACUUUGAAAAGGUAACUUUGUACAGAAUCCACAGAAUGGAACACAGAGGAGAGACUCCACACUCGUGCAAUGUUUGUAAUAAAAUUUUUCCUUGCAAAUCUGAUCUUACGAGACAUGAAGCAACACAUUCUGAUGAGAGGCCACAUGUAUGCAUACUUUGUGGUAAGGCUUUCAAACGACGUAAUGCGCUGGUUGAACACAUGACUAUUCACAACCGAGAAGACAGUGGUAAACCCGGACAGAAUUCUUCUAUAGAAAGUAUCAUGAAAAGUUUGGAACCAGAUAUAAACAACGCCGUAAAGGAUUCUUUAGAAUCGGAGAGGAAAUCGGAAGACGAUGAAAUGGAAAGACCACUUUAUACAAAUGAUGGACGAAAGAUGGUUAAUAGUAAAUUUUAUUGCAAGGAGUGUCAGGUUUCUUUUAGUGCUAGGCGUGAAUAUUCCAUGCAUAGGUUUCAGCAUAAUGGUGGACAACCUCACGUAUGUGCAGUCUGCAACAAAAGGUUUGUCUAUAAAUCUGACUAUGAUCGCCACGUAGUAAUUCAUACCGGUAGGAAACCUUAUGCGUGUCACCUAUGUGACAGUCAAUUCUCCAGAAAGUACUACCUGCAGAGACAUCUGUCCAAGCACAAAAACACUCGCAUCAGCCUUGGAGGGAAAUCAAAGGAAGACAGUAAAUUUGAGAUAGAAAUUAACAAUGCAGAAAAAUCGGAAAGUGACGUCAGUGACAGUGACAGCGACUCUGGUUUGAAAAGUAUGGCUGGGAAACUAGAAACCAGUUACGAUGAAAACGGAGCAAUGUUCUUAUUCGUGACUGAUGACUGAUUUCAGAUGGUCUCUUAAUUAACUGUAACAUUUUCCCUUCCUUUAAUUCAACUUAUUGACGGAAAAUGUAAUAACCUGCAUUUAUUUGUGUCAUACAUGUACCGCUGAAGAUUUUAUUUCUAUGUAAAUGCUUAGCCAAUGAAUCGGGUAUUUCUUCUGACGUAAUAGUUUCAAGUCGAUAUAGCGCUGUUCAGUGUCGGAGAGUAUUCUUCAGGAAAAUUAGGAGAUAUUUGAAAUCGUGAUUUAUAGUACCCUGACCAUAACACCUCCACUGCCUAAUCCAUACACCUCGAACAGAAUACCAUAUUCAUAGUAUCUUCGCUAUAUAAGUUGCCUGCCGUCAAUGUAAGAUAAAUUGAAUCUGGAUUUUGAAGACAAUCACUAAUUACGUCGAUUGGCAAGCAUAUGUUUCUAGCUCAUCGAAUGGGGUUCACUAGAUGGCGUUGUGUAAGGACAAACCCUUUCAAACGACGCAAAACUUGAACCUUUAAACUACGCAUCACUGUUCUUGGAUAAAUAGGUCUUCCAUGACGCCCUCUAAGGCGACUUCAGUUUGUACCCGGGAGUAAGAAAUUCGCCCUACGACAUGUAACGAUAGUUAUGAUUUGUUUGGUGGUUUAUUUAUUUAAAUAAAAGUACAACAACAA